AGAGAGCGAGCGAGGGAGGGAGGGAGGUAAAGGAAAAGAGCAAGCGAGAGUGGUGUGGUGAGAGCAGAGCCACUAAACUAGGGGUGUGUCAUAGGGCUCUCAGCACUGUGUGAUAAACCUAGUGCAUAUUUCUAUUUUUAACACGCUGUGCUCUGCCCUGUCAACUUCUGCACUGUGUUUGGAGCCGAGUGUUCAUUCAAGCCAGUUGUCCCAGCAAGAGACUGUUUGGUGGACAACGCAGAGCCUCUCAUUCUCACCCUCUCUCUCUCUCUCUUUCUCUCUCUCUCUCACUCUCACUCGCUCUUCUUCACAAGCUGGAUUUUACCUGUUGACCAGAGCACUACAAUCUACUGGAGUGUACAUUCAAGGAGCAUGUACUGAACAACUAUUGUUGGGGUUUGGAUCUAGGGGCAGGGAUUGGAUAAAGCUAACUGUGUGUUUUGGAGUCAACGGGAGACCGCUGCUGGGGUUCAGUGUGGACGUUUCCCCGUGUUGGACCCGAGGACUUGAGGAAGAAUGUCCAGGGAAGGUGACGUUGGAGGUCAACCUUCCACAACAACAAUCAGCACAGUUGCAGUACAGGCUGGGGGCUCCCAGAUAGUCAUUACAGUACUGAAGUGUGGCACGCUAGUGGAGCUGCAGCUGACUGAGGCGGAGCCCAACCUGCUCGAGAUCGGCGCCAACCAGGAGGAGACCAAGAAACUCCUCAGCGAGCACGAGCAACUCCUUGUCAAGCUCAAGAAACACGAUGAAGGCGUGUGGGCUCUACUGGAGAAGGCAGACAGAACGGCGGAGGAGAAAGUGGGGGAGGAAGUGGUGUUCAAAGCCAUGGCAGACACCCUCAGUGACGCCUGGAGGACCCUCAUCGCCCAUUUGGAGAGGCGCAGGUCGCUCCUCCAGCUCGCCUCCGAGUUCUUUGACAGGGCCCUGGAGUUCGCCAUCAAAAUUGACGAGGCGGAGGAUUUCCAGCGCCUUGGCCAGGGCGUUGCUGAUGCCGACUCCCUCCCCAGGCUCCUCCAGAGACACAGUGAUAUUAAACGAGGACUUCUGGAGAAGUCAAUGCUCGUCCUGAACAAGAGUCGCGAGUUGCUGGACUACCUGGGCGACUUCCAGGCAGACGAGGCCCUGCGUCAUUCUGAGGCGCUGUUCGGCGCGCGCAGCACGUGCGGUAAGGUGGAGCGUCUGAUGGAGCUCCUGCAGGACCGGCGCAGGCAGGUGGACCAGCGCAUGAGGCAGCAGCGGCGCAGGCUGGAGGUCAUCCAGAACAUCUGCCAGUGGGAGCAGCAAGAACAGGAAAUUACGCACUGGUUCAAGGAAAAUGCAGAUUUGUAUUUGGAGAAUGAUCAGCUUGGCUCAUCUCUGUCAGAAAGUGAUGAACUGCUUCAGGAAUACAAUGAGUUUGAGCAGAAAGCCAAGGACUGGGGCCUGCUGGUGGAGAAGCUCCUUGCUCGAUCGGCCGAGAUGCGGGUGGCCCAGGAGGAGGAGGAGGAUGAAGAAGAUGUGUGCCUGGAGAUGGAGCGUGUCUCUGUGAAGAGUCGGGAGCUUCGGACGCUGCACGAGCGCUUCUGGAGCCUGAUGAUGGGCCGCUUGGAGCGUCUCCAGGAGGGACAUGAUUUCUUCGGCAGCGCUAACGAGGCAUUUGAGGCACUGGGGACCAUUGAGAGCCGCAUGAAGUGCUUGAGGAAUCAGUCUCUGACGUUAGCAGAAAUGGCCAAGAGGCACGAGGAGCUGCAUCGCAGCAUCAGAGAGGCAGCAGCAGGUGCCCUUCAGAGAGGGAAGCUCAUCCUGCAAAAGGCUACCCCAAACAGUCCGCAAGUGUCAGAGGUGCAAAGGAUGCUGGGAUACAUCAAAGAGAGGAUGGAGGCUUUGAGCCAAGAGUGUAGUGCCCACAGAGAACUGGCAACAAAGAGGCAGCAGUUGGUGUCCUCAUUUGAGGACCAUAUGGAUAAGAUCUCAGCAUGGAUUAAGAAUGCAAACAGUACACUCUCCAGCAAUACAAAUCCUGGGGAUUCACUUGACAAGGCUGAAGAUAUUCUCAACAAGCACAUACUGCUGAGCUCUCAGACAGUGGAUGUCACCCACGAAUCAGAGGCCAUCGCUGAGCUCACCAAGGAGCUGAGAGCCCUGGGGUGUCCAGAGGGGGUGGAGUUCUCCAACAAAGCGUCACUCUUGACAGAGGAGUUGAGGACCAUCACGAGGAACCUCUCGGCUCGUGUGGAGACCCUUAGACCUUACGUGGGGUUCCUGCGCUUGGCACAGGAGGUUGAGGAACAGAUAAAGAACUUGCAGGAGUGCUUCAAGAAUAAACCCAAGGAGGAGGAGGCGAAUGAGGAGAACAGUGCCGCGCUGAAGGAGAUGGCCGAUGCUAAAUGGCAGUCGCUGCUGGAGAGAUUUCUCACCAUGCAGGACCUUGGGAACAAUUUCAUCAAUUCCUCUACCAUGGUGAGUGAGAAGCUGGACCUGAAUGUGAAAGCUGCCGUGGGUGUGGUGGAGAGGACCAUGGCGGCCCUGAGUGAGAAGAAGGCUAGUCUGUCAGAGCUGUGGACCUCUUGGCAGCUCCACGUCAGCCAAUUGAAGUCUGUGAAGAAGCAGUGGAAGAAGUUUAAAGAUCAGAUAAAAAAGGUAGUUCAUGACCUACGAGCUGUGGAGGAGGUCCUCGCUCCAGCCUCCCGGGUUGAUUUGGGGAGUGAUCUGUCUUCUGUGGCCAAGCUGCAGGAAAACUUCAACUCAGCAAAACCCCAGUUUCUGCAACUGAACGCGGAGGUGGAGUAUUUGGUGAAGACGUCUGAACUGCUGGCUCUGAAAGGGAUUCCCGUGAAGGAGAAGAGUGAGAAAGUCGCCGAGCUUCUUCAGCUGCACCGGCGGCUGAAAGACAAAAUGAAGGAGUAUGAAAGUGUCCUCAGCAUGGCUGUCAAAUUCAAUCAGCUCCAUGAAGAGCUGGAUAGCCUGCUGAUGUCGGAGUCUGUUGCGGCUUUCAGCGACACCAGCCAGGCCAGGAUCCAGCUGACACAGCACCAGGAGCGGCAGAGCCACGUCAGGCACUUGUACAAACUUGCCAUCUCGCUGGGCACCGAUAUUACCGCCAUGGUGCAGCAGUCGCAUGCCCUGGGCUUUUCGGUGGUGCGACUGCAGGGGAAACUGGAGCGUCUGGAGUGGAGCAGCGUAAGCUGGAGCACCGAGGCCAACAAGUGUGAGGAGAGCCUGAUGAGCAACGUGCACUACUGUGUGUUCAAGGAGGAGAUCAGUGAGCUGAGGGAAUCUUUUAAGGAUCUUAAGAAGAAAUUCAACAAUAUGAAGUUUAAUUACAUGAAGAAAAAUGACAAGUCACGAAAUCUGAAGGCCGUCAAAAAUCAAAUACAACAAAUUGAAAUAUAUAUUGAGAAACUUCAGGUCUUGAAGAAGAAAAUGCAGACCUUUACUGCGAAAGUGUCCACCAGCACAGAGAAGCAUCUGAUUGGCAGCAGCCCCAGGGAGAUGGAGGAUGCCGUGAAUGAGCUUCAGAGACAGCUGGGGGACUUUGACAGGACGGUGGAGGAGUACAAGCAAAACCUGGACAUGACUGUGAAGCUGCAGCAGGCUGUAGAGGAGUACCAAUUCUGGUGUGACGAGGCAAGUGCUACCAUCGUGCGAGUGGGGAAGUACUCGUCCCAGUGCAAAACCAAAGAGGCCGUGAGUGUGCUCUACAAGCAGUUUGAGAAGUACGUCUGGCCCACCGUGCCCCAGCAAGAGGAGCGAAUCAGCCAGAUCACAGAGUUGGCCAUCCGCUUGCAUGGACCUGAAGAGGGAAAGAAGUAUGUGGAUAAGACGAUUUUCAAGCACAAUGAAAUUGUCGAGUCCAUAAAGGAAUUGUGUAACGGGCUGAUAGACCUGGAGGCUAAACUAGAGGCAGAGGCUUCAAAGGAAUCUCCAGACAUAAUAGAGAGAGGCAUUCCUGUACAAGUUCAACAAUCAAAGGAAACACAAGAGAAUAACAAGUCACAACAGCAUGACGCUAUCGAUGUGUCAGAGCAGAAAGAAACUGGACACACACCAGAGAUCACAACACCCGGCCACGACAAAGAUAAGGAUGCUCCUCAAAGUAAGAAACCGGAGGUCAAAAGGCCUCAUCUCCGUAAGAGCAGGAGCCAGGACCUGCCGGACAAAACACCCCCAGCACUGAGCAAAGUGCUGUCUGAGACCAGAACCUUCUCUCAGGAGGCGUACUCUGCCACCAGCCGAGUGGAAACCAUCACGGGGAAGACCACAGUGGAGCGGAAAGAGCAGCACCACUCGUCCGUCACCCACAAGCACACAUUCAACACGUCCAGCUCGCCGGUGGACAGGGACAGGAAGAUCCACGCCUUUGGCCAAUCACGGGGCAACUCUGAGGAGACCCCUCCUCUGAGCUCUACAACAGGCCCCAGCUUCUCGGACAUCCAGAGAGAGUUCCAGGUCCAAAGGAAGGACAGGCCUGGACACGCCCACAAAGCCCCUCAUGAGGGCGGACAUGCUGAUUCUCAGGUGGGAGACCCUGCUGCGACCGCCGCCGCUGAGGGAGCAGUGUCCGAGGGGUCACUCUCCAAUGAUGAGUACGAGUGUCCCUCCCCCGACGACAUCUCCCUCCCGCCGCUGUCAGAGACGCCCGAGUCCAACCUGGUCCAGUCGGAGAACGACCUGGAGGAUGGCUACUGCUUCAGCGCCCACAGCCUGCACAUCAACAAUCAGCUCAGCCACCAGUCGCACUCGCAGCACGGCGACGCCUUCCACCACCACCGGCACAGGGAGUGGGUCUCCAGCCAGACAGAGAGCUACCCGUCCCCCACCGGUGGCCCUUGUGGCCCCAAGUUCCGAUCCGAGUCCUCCUCCUUUGUCCACAGUCCCCUGACGGUGCCCACGCCUAACCUGGUCUCCAGCACCAUCUUCAGCAUCCUCAAGAACAAACCGAGCGUCCCGCCGAAUGUUCCUCUGGCCGACGGUGGCGGCGGCAUACUUAGCCACCAUCACCAGACCCUCCACUCAGUGCAUGAGAGCCGUGUGAAGACGCAGGAGUCUGUGCAUGAGUCCCGGUCCGGACGGGGGGCCGCCCUUCGUGCCAGUAACACGCAUGCCCCCCCCUCCCUAUUAACCCAAGAGCAGGACCCAGACAUCUGCAAGCCCACGGCUAUCCGCGAGGAGAUCAGGCUGCCCUCCUACGGCAGAGCUGGUGUGGGAGGGAACCUGGCAGGCCAGGGCCCUAACUUCUCCAAACACAUAUCUAACGCCACGGUAAUGGAGGGGUCACCAGUGACCCUGGAAGUGGAAGUAACUGGAUUUCCAGAGCCUACUUUAACCUGGUUCAAGAAUGGACAAAAACUCGCCGCUGACGAGCACAUAGAACUGUCCCAAAAAGAAGGCAAACAUGCCCUGUUCAUAAAGACGGCCGCUGAGAGUGACGCUGGCCUCUAUCGCAUUGAGGCCACAAACUCGAGUGGCACCGUGACGUCCAUUGGCGUGCUGCAGGUGACAGUGAGUGGAGACAUCCCACACUUCCUCUCAAGGCUGGAAGACAAGGAUUUAUUAGUGGGAGACGACCUGAUCCUGGAGUGUGUCAUCUCAGGAAGACCUGUCCCUCAAGUGACCUGGCUGAAAGACAACAAAGUUGUAGCUUAUGGAGAAAGCAGGGCUGAGAACCAAAGUGAUACCCAUGUCCUGUUGAAAAAGGGUGUCAUGUCCAUAGAUUCUGGAGAAUAUGUCUGUGUGUUGAAAAGUGAUGUUGGAGAGGACUGGUGCUCUGCGAAGGUGGUUGUUAGAGAUUUCAGUCAAGGUGUCACAAAUCCAGGUCUCAAAGACCAACAUCAAGAAGGACAAGCUUUCGCCUCAACUAAUGAGCAAAGUUUUGAAGAUCAAGGACAAAGAUUAGAGUGCAGAGAACAGGAGUAAGGAGAAACAAGACACAAGUGUAUUUAACCAUAUACAAUAUAUCGCCACUAUAAUAUGGUCCAGUUAUAUGGUUGAACACUGUGUUCUUCUGGAUAUAAUCUUUCUACUCGCUUUGAUUAUCAAAUGUUGUUGAAUGAGAUGCUGUCUUUCUUGACUGAAAUUUCUGUAGUUGUAGUACAAUUAAACUGUAGUAGUUUGUACAAUUAAAUACCAACUGAAGACCUAAAA
This is a messenger RNA of Clupea harengus (Atlantic herring), 6126 nucleotides long. It is a transcript of the gene ccdc141, whose product is annotated as coiled-coil domain containing 141. Gene Ontology annotation, molecular function: guanyl-nucleotide exchange factor activity. Gene Ontology annotation, cellular component: extrinsic component of membrane; cytoplasm. Lineage: Eukaryota; Metazoa; Chordata; Actinopteri; Clupeiformes; Clupeidae. The record is from RefSeq and is a predicted model, not a curated record.